AUGUUCGAAGAAGUGCCAGACCUUUUGUUAGACUGGAAAGUGAUAUCCUUUUACCAAGAAAUUGCUAACCUUAACAUCAGCGUUGUACUAGUUACACUAUUUGCUUUUGCUGUCCUGUACUUUAUCUACAACAAUGGGGAACGUCGGUUUCAUCUGAAUCCGAACAGAAUCGUGAAUGAAUGUAGAAGAAACUACGUUCUGAUCACUGGAUGUGACUCUGGAUUCGGCCAAAAGUUGGCUAUUACUUUGGCCGAACGUGGGGUCAAUGUGUUUGCUGCUUGUUUAACUGAGGCUGUAAGUUAUAUUAAGACUUUUAAGAGAGAGUAAGGUAAGGUAGCUCAGAGGUAAGAUAAAUUAACAAAUUUAAAUAUUAACAAAAGUUCAUUCUAGGGUGAAGAACAAAUGAAAAGAGAAACUCUGGAGUUUGGAGGAUGGGUACAUACUAUUCGAUUGGACAUUACCAGCCAAGAGUCGGUCGAUAAAUGUUUUAAAACUGUCAGUUCUACUUUGAAAAAACAGGUAAGCUACGUUUUUGACAACAUCUUUUUAUGAAGUUAAUUCUGAAGUUAAAAUUUUUAUUUUCAGUAUUAUACUUUACUAUUUUCACUAUUUAGUACAAUAUAGUAAUGUAAAUAAAAGUCUGCUGGGAAUUUUGAAACUCAGUGCUAUUUAGUACCAAAUAGUAAAAAAAAGAAAAUUUACAGUUAUUUUAGAACUUUAAUACUAUUUAGUACUACAUAGUACUAGCAAAGAAAAUUUACUGUUAUUUUCUAAAUUGGUUACUAUUCAGUACUAUAUAGUACUAGCAAAUAAAAUUUACAGUUAGUUUCUAAAUUUAUUACUAUUUAGUACUAUAUAGUACUAAAAAAGUAAAUUAACAUUUAAUUUUGAAAUUUUACGCUAUUUUGUACUAUUUAGUACUAUAAAAUAUUAUCAGUUUGAAUAAUUAAAUACUGUUCAGUACAACACAAUUUUUUAGAUAUUUAGUACUAUAUAGUAAUAAUUUGAGUACUACACAGUACUAACCUCAUGGCAUUAAAGUUGUGUGUGCUUUAGGCAUAGAAAAGUUGUUUUUAUAAAUAUGUAAGUUCUUAAAAAUAAACUUGUAACUUUCAGAAAGCCAAGCUCUGGUCUUUAGUGAACAACGCUGGCUUCUGUGCCUUCUACGGCCCAAGUGAUUGGGUAACAACCGAAGAAUACAAGACCUCAAUCGACGUCAACCUUCUUGGCACAAUUCGAAUGUCCCAAAAGUUUAUUCCACUACUCAAACGAUCUCGUGGUAGAUUAGUAACGAUGGUGUCCAUCUCCGGUCGAAUUCAUGGCUUCUACACUGCACCGUACGUUACGGCCAAGUACGGUCUGGAGGGAUUCAUGGAUUCUGUGAGGUUGGAGUUGAGACCUUUUGGCGUGACAGCUCAUAUCAUUGAGCCUGGAGCUUUUAAGACGACUUUGUUGAACAAGAAUGCCAUGUUGGACAGGGUGAACAAGACAUGGAUGAAGUUGCCGAAACACGUGCAGAAUGAGUAUGGGGAGGAGUUUAAGGAAAAUUGUAAGUUAAGUUUGAGUUUGAGAAUAAGUUUUGGCAGAAAAAAUUUUAGUUUAGGCUUAAAAAAUGAAUUUUAGGUUUAAAAAUGAAUUUCAGGCUUAAAAAUGAAUUUUAGGCUUAAAAAUGAAUUUUAGGCUUAAUUAUUCGACCUUAUUAAAAAAAGAUAUCAUCAAACUAUUUCAGUCAUCUCUCAAUGGAUGAGUGGAGUCGACCUCGUAGCCAACCCCAACCUAACAGAAGUCAUCAACGCCUACAUGCAUGCCAUCCUAUCAACCCGCCCCAAAACCCGCUACGUUUGUGGUCUAGAUGCCAGACUUCUCUUCCUGCCUCUCAGCUUCCUCCCCUCGGCCGUCCAAGACUUUAUCUUGGCCUUUUUACCCCGCCUUCAGCUGGCACCAGCUCUGGUACCUAAAGCUACUACGGUAAAGGAAACUGCUAUCGAAUACGACGACGACAGUGAAUAUACGAUCACACAGGUCAAGAACACUGUGAUCGAUGAGAAUUUUAACGAAAAGUUUUUGAAAAAUGGCAUUUCACACGAAAAUGGCGGUCUUGAGGCUUAUUAA
Messenger RNA from Bursaphelenchus okinawaensis, 2112 nucleotides. The record is from the annotation of a GenBank genome assembly. Lineage: Eukaryota; Metazoa; Nematoda; Chromadorea; Rhabditida; Aphelenchoididae.